This is a messenger RNA of Penicillium atrosanguineum, 1443 nucleotides long. RefSeq lists its product as uncharacterized. Lineage: Eukaryota; Fungi; Ascomycota; Eurotiomycetes; Eurotiales; Aspergillaceae. Gene Ontology annotation, biological process: transmembrane transport. The transcript is spliced from 15 exons. Gene Ontology annotation, molecular function: transmembrane transporter activity. The coding region runs from base 1 to 1443 and encodes 480 amino acids. The record is from RefSeq and is a predicted model, not a curated record.
AUGACCGAUUCAAAGCCAACACUGGGAUCAUCCGACGACGGAUCUACCCGAGGAAUGAAGCGCAUAUGGUAUCGUACAACGCUUUUCAAUGCCUUCAUUAUUGGUGGCGUUGGCUUCAUGGCCCCAGGGUUAUGGAAUGCCAUGAACUCGUUGGGCGCGGGUGGUGCAGAAUCACCAUAUCUGAUCAAUGCUGCCAAUGCUCUUGUCUUUAGUCUGAUGGGUUUUCUAUGCCUAUUCGGUGGCCCGAUCGCGAACCGCAUUGGCAUGAAUUGGACUCUUCUGCUUGGCGCAGUCGGUUAUCCGGUCUACUCAGCUGCGCUAUAUACAAAUAAUCGCUUUGGAAAUGAGUGGUUCGUGCUAGUCGGUGCCAUCGCAUGUGGCUUAUCAGCUGGUCUUUUCUGGGCAUCGGAGGGUGCAGUGGCACUUGGCUACCCCGAACCUGCUAAACGGGGUCAGUAUAUGAACAUCUGGCUUUGGUUCAGGACUGGCGGUCCUCUAUUGGGAAGUGCUAUUGUGCUUGGGCUAAAUCACUCAGCGAGCUCGAAGAGUAAAGGAAAGGUCGGAUCAGAAACUUAUCUUAUCUUCGUUGCCCUACAGUGCCUUGCCGUUCCGCUUGCAAUCUUCCUCACCCGGCCCGAAAACGUCCAGCGAAGUGAUGGAAGUAAAGUCAAGAUUGUUAUUCAAGACUCAUGGCGGGCCGAGAUGCUAGAGCUCUGGAAGCUUUCUCACCGAAAAGAUAUCAUGUUGCUUCUUCCUGUCUUCUGGGCUUCCUAUUUCAAUCAAUACGAAGGAAACUUCGAGACUUACUACUUUGGUGUUCGAGCGCGUGCACUGAUUGGGUUCGUUGCAUACCUUGGAACACUCAUUUCUUCUUGGAGCAUCAGCCGGAUUUUGGACUAUCGAAUGCUAUCAAUCAAGAGCCGACUCACAUACACAUUUUACUAUGUCAUUUUCUUGCACAUACUUGCUUGGAUUUACGGCUGGGUCGUUCAGGAGCAGUUUACUAAAAUGUCACCGUCGUAUGACUGGUCCGACAAGGGGUUUACGAAAGGGCUGUUCGUGGUCAUUCUCUGGGAAUUCUCCCGACAGGCAUUGCAGAAUUGGCUAUACUAUUUCCUUUCAACCAUGACGGACAAUAUCUCCGAGCUCUCUCGACUCUCAGGUAUCCUUCGUGGACAAGAAAGUUUCUCUCAGGCAGUGUCAUUUGGACUCAACACUAGGGAUUGGUAUGGGGGAAGAGUUCCCCUUGCAGUCAACACAAUUCUUCUUGGCCUUGCAGUGUUGCCUACCUGGUUCGUUCUCAGAGACCACCAGCCCAUCGAACAUGACAGAAGCGAUGAUAAUUUGACUCAUCUUCAUGAUGAAGAGGAGCACCCUGAGAAGUUUAUUGAUAAUACCAGAAAAGGGGAUAUUGUUGUUGGUGAAACCAGUGUUACAAGAUGA